Messenger RNA from Phaeodactylum tricornutum CCAP 1055/1, 420 nucleotides. RefSeq lists its product with no specific name. Gene Ontology annotation, cellular component: ribosome; mitochondrial large ribosomal subunit. Gene Ontology annotation, biological process: mitochondrial translation. Bases 1 to 420 code for a protein of 139 amino acids. Gene Ontology annotation, molecular function: structural constituent of ribosome. The record is from RefSeq and is a predicted model, not a curated record. The transcript has a single exon. Lineage: Eukaryota; Bacillariophyta; Bacillariophyceae; Surirellales; Neidiaceae.
AUGAAAUCCACACUUAUACUGGCAGCCCGCGCUGCUAAACAAUUCCGUAUGUGGAUGCCGAGUAUGCCACUGACAAUGGUAUCGGCCCGUAGCGCUACCGCGAACGGGCCUGCUUUUGCUAUUUUUCGAACCGUUCCCCGAAUGACGAAACACGAAAUUAAGGAAUAUUUGACGAAAAUCUAUGAUUUACCCGUCAAGAAGGUCAACACAAUGAAUUAUGAGGGCAAACGCAAGCGCCUCAUCAGUAAUUCAGGUAUCGCAUACUUUAAAUACAAGAAUUUUAAGAAGGCGGUCGUAACGUUUGACGAUUCCCUACAAGACGUGGGCCUCGGUAUGCAGAUACCGGAGUUGGAAGAGCAAGACGAAUCAACCCUGGACUACGCGCAAGAUAUGGGUCUGCCUAGGAGAAUUGGGAGUUAA